CUUUUCCAAGCAAAACCCUGCACCUCGAUAUCGAGAUCUACAAUCACGACAAAACUUUCCACAGCCUCGUUUCCCCUACCGACACCUUACCACCACAUCCUCCGACCCGUCUCGACUGAAGCCAAAAUGUCUGCCCAAACCAGCAACGACCACUUCAAGCUGGAGAAUCUCUUUAGCGUCAAGGGCAAGGUUGCCCUUGUUACAGGCGGCGGCUCCGGAAUCGGCCUGAUGGCCACGCAGGCGCUCGCAAAGAACGGCGCAAAGGUCUAUAUCACCGGCCGCACAAGCGAGAAACUCAACCGUGUCGCGGAGCUAUAUAGCAAGAACAUCGACGGGCAGAUAAUUCCGCUUACGGCAGACGUGACGGAUAAGAGCUCGAUCGAGAAAUUGGUCGAGGAGAUCUCGAGCAAUGAAAAGGCCUUGGAUAUCCUGAUCAACAACGCGGGCGUUAGCAGCGCAACGCAGGAUACGGACAAGCAAACACCGGAGGACUUGCGCAAAGCACUCUUCGAGGACGCAAGCAGUUCCAUGGAGGAGUGGGAUAAGACUUACCGCACGAACGUUGUGCAGUGUUUCUACACGACGACUGCCUUCCUCCCUCUGCUCCAGAAGGCCACUGAUGCCCAGCGGGGCUGGUCCUCGACUGUCAUCAAUAUCUCAUCUAUUUCUGGUAUUGUCAAGGCCUCGCAGCACCAUUUUGCUUACAAUGCAAGCAAGGCGGCUACCAUCCACCUGACCAAGAUGUUGGCGCACGAGGUUGCGAGCUCGGGACUGAAGAUUCGUAUCAACAACAUCGCUCCUGGUGUCUUUCCCAGUGAGAUGACAGCGAGCGAGAGCGACGAGAAGCAGAAGUCUGCGCUUCCCAAAGAGAAGUAUGAAGGGAAGGUCCCGGCUGGUCGACCGGGGAAGGAUGAGGACAUGGCCGCCACGGUGCUGUUUGCUGCUACGAACCAGUACUUGAAUGGGCAGACGAUCGUUGUCGAUGGCGGACCGGUUCUUGGUGGCCUACAAUACCUUGGAGAGACCUCUGGGAAGGCAUAUCAUCAAUUCGAUCUUGAACACCCUAGUGCAGAGUACGUAUCUUUGACCAACGGGUACUGUCUAGCUUUACCAGCCAUUGGAAACAUUUCUUUCAACCGCAUAAGUCUCCUGCUUCUCAUCUAA
Aspergillus nidulans FGSC A4 is the source of this 1164-nucleotide messenger RNA. RefSeq names its product SDR family NAD(P)-dependent oxidoreductase. The record is from RefSeq and is a predicted model, not a curated record. Bases 127 to 1164 code for a protein of 345 amino acids. Lineage: Eukaryota; Fungi; Ascomycota; Eurotiomycetes; Eurotiales; Aspergillaceae. The transcript has 3 exons.